This is a messenger RNA of Amaranthus tricolor (Joseph's coat), 851 nucleotides long. Its product is annotated as zinc finger BED domain-containing protein DAYSLEEPER-like. Gene Ontology annotation, molecular function: protein dimerization activity. Bases 53 to 589 code for a protein of 178 amino acids. The record is from RefSeq and is a predicted model, not a curated record. NCBI's taxonomy places the organism in Eukaryota, Viridiplantae, Streptophyta, Magnoliopsida, Caryophyllales, Amaranthaceae. The transcript has 3 exons.
UAAAUUUGAUAAAUAUUGGGAAAAUUAUAGUGUUGUUCUUUCUUUUGCUGCCAUGAUGGAUCCUCGUUAUAAAUUUCAAUUGAUCAAAUAUUGUUUUGAACACUUGGAUCCUCAAAAUGGGUCCUGGAAAGCCAACCAAGUCAAAGACAAACUCUAUGAUUUAUUUGCGGAGUAUGUAAGGAAUGAUACUCCCUAUGACCGUGAAGCUAGUAGUCAUGUCGUGGAUGAUGAUCUUCCUGUUGCGCGUAUGGCAAGGGAUUUAUUAGCCAUUCCAAUUACUACUGUUGCAUCCGAGUCAGCUUUUAGCUUAGGAGGUAGAGUGCUUACUAAGUAUAGAGCUUCUCUUCAACCGGAUACUGCUGAGGCUUUAAUUACUAGUCGUAGUUGGCUAUUUGGUUAUAAAGUAAAAGAAGAUCCACUUGAAAAUGGAUUAGAGGUUGAUCUUCCACCAAUGUGUAAUGAAGAAGCUAACAAAGAUUUAGAAGAUGAAGAUGAAGAUGAAGAUGAAGAAGAUGAAGAUGAAAAAGAAGAUGAAGGCGAAGAAGAAAAUCUAAAUGAAGAUGAAGUGUUUGAACAAUUUGCUAUUUAAAAUGUUCUUAUUUAUACUUUUAAAUUGAUUCAUUUGGAUAUUUUUUUUUGUAGUAUGAUGCAUUUUAGACAUUUUAAUGAUUUUUUUUUAUGUUGAAUUAGUCGAUUGGAUAUUCUGAUGUUUUAUGGUAACCCGUUGGAUCAAUCCGAACCGACCCGAAACCCGGAGUGAUCCGACCUGAAACUGACCCGAUCCGAAACUGACCCGACCCGAAAAUGACCCGACCGAAAUUGAUCCGACCCAAAACCCGACCGACCGACCG